This is a messenger RNA of Stegastes partitus (bicolor damselfish), 2823 nucleotides long. RefSeq names its product netrin receptor UNC5D-like. The transcript is spliced from 18 exons. NCBI's taxonomy places the organism in Eukaryota, Metazoa, Chordata, Actinopteri, Pomacentridae. Gene Ontology annotation, molecular function: netrin receptor activity; protein binding. The record is from RefSeq and is a predicted model, not a curated record. Gene Ontology annotation, biological process: axon guidance; netrin-activated signaling pathway. Bases 1 to 2823 code for a protein of 940 amino acids. Gene Ontology annotation, cellular component: membrane.
AUGGGACAGUUUUCGGGAGGAUGCUACCUGACUUUUUCCAUCUUCGUGCUUCUUGGUUUGCGAGUCCCGGCCACGUUAGCGAGAGGUCCUCGAGGUGAAGCCCUGCAGCAUGGCCAGUCCGGGACCCUGCCCCACUUCUUGGAGGAGCCCGUCGAUGCCUACAUUGUCAAGAGCAACCCCAUCAAGCUCCGGUGUCAAGCUCGGCCCGCGCUGCAGAUCUUCUUCAAGUGCAACGGUGAAUGGGUGCACCAGAGCCAGCACAUGUCUCAGGAGCACACUGACCUCGGGACAGGGCUGAAGAUCCGUGAAGUGAUGAUCAACGUGUCCCGUCAGCAGGUGGAGGACUUUCAUGGCCCAGAGGAUUACUGGUGUCUGUGUGUUGCCUGGAGUCACCUGGGAACCUCCAAGAGCCGCAAGGCAACUGUCCGAAUUGCCUACCUGAGGAAGAACUUUGAGCAGGACCCCCAAGGCACUGAGGUGCCUCUGAAUGGCAUGAUUGUGUUGCACUGUCGUCCCCCAGAGGGAGUGCCUGUGGCUGAGGUGGAAUGGCUGAAAAACGAGGAACCUCUGAGCUUUGAUGACGACGGCGUCGGUGAUUCAAGAGGUGAUCAUAAUCUCAUCAUCUCAGAAGCCCGCCUCUCAGACUCUGGAAACUAUACGUGCGUUGCCAGCAACAUCGUGGCCAAGAGGCGCAGUGCCACAGCUACUGUUGUGGUCUACGUGAACGGGGGCUGGUCAUCGUGGACGGACUGGUCGCCCUGUAAUGUACGCUGUGGUCGGGGGGUGCAGAAACGUUCUCGUACAUGCACAAAUCCAGCUCCUCUCAAUGGAGGAGCCUUCUGUGAGGGCAUGUCAGUGCAGAAGAGCACCUGCAACACAGUGUGUCCAGUCGAUGGCAGCUGGGGAGAGUGGAGUGAGUGGUCAUUGUGUAGUUCCGAGUGCGAGAGGCAGCGCAGCAGAGAGUGUACAGCUCCGGAGCCCAAACAUGGAGGGCGGCUGUGUGACGGCGUGGCGCUGGCGACAGACAACUGCACGGGCGGCCUCUGCACACAGAAUCGAAAGUUGCUCCAUGAUGUAAAGCCACAGGGUGUGGAGAGCAGCAGCGAUGUGGCCUUGUAUUCAGGCCUGGCUGCAGGGGUGGUGACGGUGGUGCUGCUGAUCGUCGCUGUCACGCUGUACCGACGGAGCCAGAGCGAGUACGGCGUUGAUGUCAUCGACUCCUCGGCCCUCACUGGGGGCUUCCAGUCUUUCAGCUUCAAGACGUCUCGUCAAGCAAACCCCCUGCUCAUUAAUUCAUCCAUGCAACCUGAUCUGACAGUGUCACGUACCUACACCAGCCCCAUGUGUUUUCAGGACUCCAUUGACAAGGAGCUAAUGGCUGAGCGCUCACUCCUUGACCCGCUGCCUGAUCUUAAGGUCAAAGGGGCAGCAGAAAGGGCCGAGUACCACGUCAUGUCCCACCCUCAGACAUUUCCAAGGGGCCUGGCUCCAGACUACAGAGCGGUUGCAGUGGGAACAACACUGGGCAGAAGAGGCAAAAACCUUUUUGCUCCACAAGUCUCUCUGACUUCUAGUUGGCCUCUACACAAAGCAACUGCAGUGUUCGGCCAUGCUGGAGGCCGGCUGGUGGUACCUAACACAGGUAUCAGUCUGUUGGUGCCUCAUGGGGGGAUUGCAGAAGACACUACCUGGGAAAUGUACAUGAGCAUCAACCAGGAGGACAGCAGUGCUGUGUCCGAGGAUGGGCCGGAGAUCUUCUUGAGCGCCGCCGUUAUGUACGGCCCACCCGGCCUUGACCUGUCCUGUCCCAUCGCCAUGACCAUAGCACAUUGUGCGGAAGUUCCUGCUGACAAUUGGACCAUCCGGCUAAAAAGACAAAUUCAAGACAACAAGUGGGAGGAAGUGAUGUCUGUGGACGAGGAGAGCACAUCGUGUUACUGUCUGCUGGAGGCCCAGAGGUGCCACGUGCUGUUGGAGCAUCCGGGCCGCUACGCCCUGGUGGGGGAGCCGCUGAACCAGGAGGCAGCCAAGCGGCUGAGGCUGGCUGUGUUUGGUAGUCCGGAUACCAGCAACUCUCUGGGCUUCACCCUCAGGGUUUACUGUGUGGACGACACACCCCAUGCAUUUCAGGAGGUGGCAGUGGGCGAGCGCAGCAGGGGCGGACGGCUGCUGGAGGAGCCUAAAAUUAUGCUGUUUCGGGGGAACACUUUCAGCCUCCAGGUGUCCAUCCAGGACGUCCCACAGUUACUCUGGAGCAUCAAGCCUUUCACCACCUGCCAGGAGUUCUCCUUUUCUCAGGUGUGGGCCAGUAACCAGCGUCCCCUGCAGUGUGCCUUCUCUUUGGAGCGAUACAGCCACUCCUCGUCUCAGCUCUCCUGCAAGAUCAGCAUCCGACAGGUCACAGGCGAGGAGCAGAUACUCCAGGUCUAUACGUCUGUAGUGGAGAAUGAAAAGGGAGUGGUUCCUUUUUUCACUCAGUCGGACUGUACCAUCACCUCUCAGACAGGGUCAAGGGCCUUUAAAAUCCCCCUGUCCAUCCGUCAGCGGAUCAGUGCCACCUUUGACACCGCUAACGCCAAUGGGAAGGACUGGCAGCUCUUGGCUCAGAAGCUCCACAUAGACAGGAACCUGUGCUACUUUGCAUGUCAGGAGAGCCCGUCGUCAGUGAUUCUGAGUUUGUGGGAAGCUCAGCACCAGGACUCGGGGGACCUGGACUCUCUGGCCAGUGCCCUUGAGGAAAUCGGCAAGGUUCAGUCCCCGAGGGCAGCCACUCUUCCCUGCAGCAAAGAAGAGCGGGACUCUGAACUCACAAAACUUGGGUAG